GUAGAGUUGUAAUGAUUGAAAGCCCGAUCGGGAGCAGCGAGCUCGUAGUCGCCAGUUUUCAGAGAUGAACGGCAAUGGAGGGUCGUCCGUGGUUGGCGAAGCGCGCAAAGCGAACACUCCUAUGGAUAGCAAACCAAUCGUCACCUGUGCUGGAGAUGAAAAUUUGUUUUCUACAUUGGAAAAGGGUUUAGUACAAGCUAUACCUGCAGAUACAGUAGAAUGGCGUAGAUCAUUUAGCAGGCCGAUUAAACAAGUUAAACUUGGAGCUACCUUUGUGCCAUUUUCUAGGGAUAUAUUGCCCACUGAAAAAGAUUGGCACCUUAUAAAGCAACCAAUCUUUCAUAUUUAUUGGAGUGAAUGCUCUGAUGUUGAUACUUAUAAAGCUAGUAUCAGAGAUGAUAUUGAUGCUUGGUUAAAAAUACUGAAUUCAUACCAUAUCCAAGAUUGGAUGAUUGUUCUAGUGGAGACAUAUGAUGUAAAGAAGGCCAAUAAAUUAUUACCUAGGACUACUGUUUUGGAUAAAAUACGGAGUGAUUUUGCUGCCAAGAAUGGAGAUAGAUGCUUUGCUGUAAUUAAUCCAAUUAAGUCUGAAUCUCGUUCGGCUGAAUCAUGGAGAGGCUUGAUAACCCGCAUUCGUCAUUUGAUGUUAACCGCGUACGAUAGAACUCUUUCACGCUUUGAAGAUAUUAUACGCGAGCAGAGGGAAAGGCGAAACAAUCCUAGUUGGAAUUUCUGCCAUUAUUUUCUUCUACAGGAAGAAUUGGCAUUCGCGUUGCAAAUGCUGGGUCUAUAUGACGAAGCAUUGGUACAGUAUGAUGAACUAGACGCUCUCUUUACACAAUUUGUGCUCAAUUCUAAUGUGGGAGGCAAACUGUUCGUAGAUACUCCAGGCUGGUUAAGUCUUUUUCAAACUCCUCUCAACAAUUGGGGGGGUGUAAAUCUAAACAAUGGUACAAAUCAUCAUUUAAGGUUUCUCUUGGCCGAGUGUAGAGCAUCUUUAUUAGAUCUUAGGAGUUACUUAUUUAGUAGACAAUGUGCCAUGCUACUAUUGCUUAAUAAACCUUGGGAGGUUGCACAGAGGUGCCUGUCAUUUGUUCAUAACACAUUGAGCGAGCUCAGAAUCUUAGAAGUACAGAAACCCGAAGGAUCUAUAGAAUGCUGGUCGUUUCUCUGUGCAUUAGAGGUUUUGCAAGCGUGUCAAUUGUCCGCCUACAAUAUUGAUAACAAUCAACAGUUGGAUCUAUGCUCUUUACAUACAGCUAGCUUAUGGGCACUUGCAAGGGACAAGUUAGGAAGCUUAGGAAGAUUAUGCGGCCUAAUGCCGGGAAGCGAACCAACUAGUGAACAAUUACAUACAGUUGUAUAUCUUAUAGCGGGCAUAGGCGAUUCAGAGCCACAAAUAGAGGGUAAACUAACACCUACCGACAAAUUGAAGGAGGCGCUUUCGUCCAAAGAAGCGUUCAAAAAGCAGUAUCUCGAGCAUGCGGAGUUAGCCAUGGGUACAUACAAACACGUCGGUCGCAUUAGGUCGGCUAGAUUAAUCGGCAAGGAAUUGGCACGGUUUUACAGCGAGCUCGGGGAAAAUCAGAAAUCGGUCGCAUUCUUAUCUGACGCUUUGAAAACUUACAUGGACGAAGGGUGGAAUCAUUUGGCAGCGCAGACGCGACUCGAACUAGCCGAGUGUUAUAAACGGAUGGACGACGUCGAGAAGUAUACUAAAAUGUGCGCCGCAGUAGCUAGUACAAACGUUUUGCACAUAACCGUGCGUAACACAUACUUCGAGGAAAUGUUAGGAUACAUGAAAAUGAUCUCUGCGCCUCAGCCGUUACUCACAGAACUCGGAUGUGCUUUUACAAUACUCAGUAUGGAAGUUAAUGUAAUGGACAAGUUGGUGCAAGACUGUGUUGUCAGUGUCGAAGUCAGUGUACAGAGCUCGUUUCCUCGAGAAGUAAGAUGCACUAGUGUCGCGAUUUCUGUAGAGGAGAUACAAAAGCCAUCUGCACCUAAUAAGAAGAAAGGGUUGAAAGCUCCUAUUGAGCCUUCAGUACAACUCUUAUCGAAGUGUACAUUAGAAGAUAUGAAGCCACUUGAUCCAAGCUUGUUACACUUGCAAGUAUAUUCUUAUCUGGAUUAUAAGGAGGACAGAAGUCUCGGUUCCGCAAGUGUUAUAAAUAAAAAUAUGAAGCCACUCGUGAGGCGUUCGGAUAGUGCGAAACAUAGAAAACCCUCGAUCAAUGCGAAGGGUGAUUUUAGCAAAGCGCUCUUAUGCGACGAGUUCAUUAUGAAACCUGGUCCGAAUACGUUCGUACUGGUGAGGCGAGUGAAUCAGCCGGGUUUGUACAAAGUUAGUCAGUUGUCGAUGAUAAUAGAAGGCAAGUUGGAAUUUUUAUCAUCCAUACUGAAUCCACGAUUAUGCUAUGAAGUGGCAAAAACGCAGCCGACAAUAUCUGUAAAUUGCGGGAGAGAUUUACUAGCUGGUCUCAGUCAAGACAUCGAGUUAGUCAUUUCAAGCGGAAGUACAAAGAUAACUGAAGAAAUGAAAUUGAAACUACGUACAUCACGUGGGUUGACGGUGCAAUCGCAAGGUGUUGAGAAAGUAAUGGUAAAAGAAUUAGAGAUACCACUGCUAACAUGUAAACCAUUUCAAACUUUAAACAUGCAGCUAAAAGUUUUAGCUGAACUCCCACCAAAGAAGGAUCCUUCAUCUAUGGAACAUAAAUUAAAUAUACAAUGUCCUUGGGGUUCGGAAGAAAGUAUAUCUUUACAUUUUGGCCCACCUCUAAUGUCGAGCAUGAAACUCCAUACAGCGAAACAAAGGAAAUUUGUUCAAAUAGUCGUAACUGGUUUGACAAAUCAGCUCUUGCAGUUAACCGAACCCGAAUUAACGACAAUUACGUCGAUAGACGUUAAUUUUAAAAGCUUAAAUCCUGUCGCCGGUCAGAGAUUAGUGAUAGGUAGUGGAAUGAACGUUUCCUUUAUGUGGGAACUUGAGAUCGGAAAAGAUGAGAAAUCCACGAUACCAAUAAAGACUGACUUUCGUGUAAAAUAUAUACCAAUUAGUGAUACUGAAGAGUUAAACGAUACAUGCGUCAACGACGAUCCACUACAUAUACAUAAUUUAGAGAAAAUCGAGAAAGCGUGUAGCAUUUACAGAUGCAAUUUUGAUAUUACAGAUUAUGUGACUUUGUUCACGGUAUCCUCAAAAGUUGAAGCAGGUGGUGGUGGAGGAGAAUUUUGUCGCGCUGGUAGUAUGUGCCACCUUUGUCUUACGGUGAUGCGUGUGUUACCUAGUCUUAGUCCGAGUCCUCCACCACAAUUAAUGUACGAGGUUCUAGCGGACCAAACUAUGUGGGCAGUGUGCGGCCGGACUGCAGGCAUUGUAUCAUUAGAAGUAUUAGAGAAACAAAGUGUUACUCUAGAUGUGAUGCCUCUGACAAGUGGUUAUUUGCCUCUCCCUGUUGUUAGAUUAUCUCGAUAUAUACCUGCGGCGGAGUCGAAAAACGAUAUCGUCCGUAAUAAAAAUGACGUAGGAUCUGGUCCUCGAUUAGAGCCAUUUAGCCCAGGACAGGUGUAUAAUGCCAGUAAAGCACAACAAGUGCAUGUUCUGCCAGCAGCUCCAUCAGAAUCGAAUUAAAGGUGUAUAGAUUGUUGUCAAAAGCGUGUACGCGUCUUACUUUAAUGUAAUACCAGUCGUGAAUGGCCUUAUUUACAAAAUAUCUUCAAGAGAAUUUAUAUAUUGUUUUUCUAUCAAAAUAAGCGACUAUAUAAAAUAUUUCAUCUUUUAAUUUACACGAUAGAUAAAAGAUAAACUGCAUCAAUCAAUAUAAAAUAUCUUGGAAUAAACAGAUUAGCGUUGUAAAUCCAAGAAAUGUAGUUAAAAAUGUAGAAAAUGCCAUAUAGAAGUUAUCUUUAAUUUUCUAUUACUCUAAAGCUACUUGUAAAAAAUUAAACUUGCAAUUAAUAGCUUGAAAUAAUGUCACAAAAAAAUCUUUAUUUAAAAAUUUAGUUUGUUGUAAUACAUUUAUAUUGGCUGAAAAAUUUAUUUAUGUUGGAUAUUUUUUAUUAUAUUUUACGUUUCAAUAAUGAUUUCAUAAAAAUUUAAUAUGUUACCACAAAAACAUAACUUCACAUCAAAGAGAUAUUGAAAAACAUUUUAUUUCCUAAUCAUUCUAUAUUACAUAAACGUUACUAAAGUUUAUUUUAGUUUUGCUCUAAAUUAUGUACUUAUAUUUUUUCCAUAUUAUAUGCAUAACAAACAAGAUUCAUUUUAAUAAUUUUAUAUCUUUCAUAAUAUACAUUUGUUUACAGUUUAUAUAAAUCUAUAACUCUGUUUAAAUAUAUCUUAUUUUAUACCAUCUUAAUAUUAAGAUGGUAAUGUAACAGUUUUUUUUACAUUAAAUAUGUAAAAUUUGUACAAAUAUUUGUUAGUAAUAUACUCAUAAGUUUGAAUAAGUAUCCCAUAUUUUUAUUUGUUAAAUUGUAGCAUAGUAAUAGACUCGUAGACACACAGUUUUGGUACGUAAAAUAGAAACUUAUUUAAUUAAUAUUAUGUAAAAGUAAAUGUGUUCUUUCACAAUGAUAUUUAUACAUUAACUAAAUUUGAGUGUAUAUGCACGCGCGUAUGUGUAAAAAGAAAGAACAAAAUAUAUUACGACUGUUUAUAUUA
Molecule: messenger RNA, 4666 nt
Organism: Odontomachus brunneus
Lineage: Eukaryota; Metazoa; Arthropoda; Insecta; Hymenoptera; Formicidae
Gene: SIDL
Product: trafficking protein particle complex subunit 10
Exons: 12
Coding region: 65-3634 (1189 amino acids)
Biological process (GO): early endosome to Golgi transport; intra-Golgi vesicle-mediated transport
Cellular component (GO): TRAPPII protein complex
Molecular function (GO): protein binding
Source: RefSeq, a predicted model, not a curated record